AGAUCAAUUUUAUGAAGAAAUUGUGUAAGGAAUGCAAGCGCAUGACAAUAAACGUGGAUGGCGAUGCCGUAUGAAGAUAUAGAGAGCAAGGGAUCAACUCGAGUAGCGAGUAUUUUAUACAUACUGCAUUAAAGAAGAAUAUACUGUACCUGAAGAUCCAUCGAACAUCAAACGUUCAAAAUAUUAAGACUGUUGCAAUGAUUCAAUUAAAGUUGAGCACAAAAGCGAUAGCUUUUGGCAUUGUUUUGUUACUUAUCAAAGGGCAAGGCGAAAUCGGAGGUCAUUCGCUGCCACACACACAAGGACACAGCGAACCAGAUGAAAUCGUCCCAGAGUUCUUGGCGCAAUUGACGAAUAUAACUGUACCCCAAGGAAGAGACAUAUCCUUCACCUGUGUUGUUGAUAAUUUGGGCCAAUAUCGGGUGGCAUGGAUUAAAUCUGAUUCAAAAGCAAUACUUGGCAUACACACACACAUGGUCUCACUAAAUCCCAGAUUAUCUGUGACACACAACGGCCACAACACCUGGAAACUUCACAUAUCUCGCGUACAGAUAAAUGACUCCGGCAGCUACAUGUGCCAAGUGAAUACGGAUCCCAUGAAGAGCCUUUCAGGCUACUUAGAUGUUGUUGUGCCUCCGGAUAUUCUAAAUCACCCAGACCAUAAUCUCGAGGAAGGCGUCAGCACUGAGGGUGGCAGUAUUGUACUCGUGUGUAGUGCGACCGGCGUACCCGAGCCCAAGGUGCAGUGGCGCCGUGAAACGGGAAAGGAUAUUAUACUGCGAGCAGAGACCAGAGACAAACAAGCACUUAAAUCUGUCGAAGGAGAAAGACUUACUCUGACCAAUGUCCAACGUUCAGAUAUGGGCGGCUACAUUUGUAUUGCUUCCAACGGUGUGCCGCCGUCAGUGAGCAAGAGAUUUGACGUACACGUAAACUUUCCACCCACAAUUAAAGCUGUCAAUCAGUUGGUCGGCGCUCCUGUGGAGAGAGAGGUUACAUUGGAGUGCAUUGUAGAAGUCUAUCCCAAGCCACUGAAUGGAUGGUACCGCAAUGAGGGUAACAUCAAAUUGCACAACGGAAAUAAGUACAACAUAUCUGAAGAAAUGAUUAACCUGUAUACAUGGCAUCUUAAUCUAACCAUCCGGCACCUGACUAAAUCCGAUUUCGGCGCUUACAGUUGCUCCAGUGUGAAUGCCCUUGGAAAGAGUGAAACUCGCAUCAGACUACAAGAAUUACGAUUACCGCCCAAGUCGACAACGACGCCAACACCUCACGUGCACACAACGGCAAAACCGCGUCGGAAGCAGCAACCCGGCCACAACAAGGGACUGAACGAAGUGGUGCGUGCCAAGGAAACCCAUUUCUCAAAUCAAAUGCAGCAGGAGAACGACGUAUUCGGCGGUGGGAUUGGUCUGCCCCAGAGCGCCAACAGUGGUAAUGCUGGUAGCGUAGUUGAAAGUGGAAACGUCAACGGCAUGAUAAACGGAGCGGAAGUGCAUACACAACUACCUGCACGGAACGGAUAUGAAAAGACACAUAAGUCGGCUGGCGCUGUACCAUCACCCCGUUCGCCAUGGAACUUUGAGAGUGCGGGGUCCCAGCUGCAUGCCAGCACCACGAUAGCGACAAACUCUCUGGUGUUUUUUCUUUCUUGCGCACUGUCCGUGUGUACAAGCAUGUAUAUGCUCAUUUAAAAGCACGCUCCCCAAAGAAUCCCCGGUGCGAUGCCACGAAUGGAAGGGGAGAGCUAUGCGGCUGCUUUUAAGUUAAGAGUAGUUCUGGGUCUAUCGGUGUUGGUCAGUGCAGAUCCGGUGGUUGGGCAGUACGUAGUUAUCAAUUGACUCGUCUGCCUCAUAAAUUAGUAUGUCUUAUUAGCUAGACAAAGAAAAUCGAAUAUACAUACAUAUUUACACAUACACAUUGUAUGUCAUAUAAGUUGGAAGCAUUGCUACAGGUUUUAAGACAUUAACAACUUAGUACUAUUCGCAUACAAUUUACCUACUCAAGAAUCUAUAUGCUACUUACAUAUUAUUUCGUGUUUACUCAAACAGACAGUAAUGAGUAUUGAUGAGUUACUUCGGAGUUAAGGAACUGCACUUCCAACUUUUCCAUUUCAAAAGAUACUUACAAGAAAAUAUUAACUGAAAUA
This is a messenger RNA of Drosophila guanche, 2149 nucleotides long. RefSeq names its product lachesin (gene DIP-lambda). The record is from RefSeq and is a predicted model, not a curated record. The transcript has 9 exons. Gene Ontology annotation, cellular component: neuron projection. NCBI's taxonomy places the organism in Eukaryota, Metazoa, Arthropoda, Insecta, Diptera, Drosophilidae. Bases 198 to 1694 code for a protein of 498 amino acids.